Molecule: messenger RNA, 4177 nt
Organism: Diachasma alloeum
Lineage: Eukaryota; Metazoa; Arthropoda; Insecta; Hymenoptera; Braconidae
Gene: CoRest
Product: REST corepressor 3
Exons: 10
Coding region: 176-1597 (473 amino acids)
Biological process (GO): negative regulation of DNA-templated transcription; regulation of transcription by RNA polymerase II
Cellular component (GO): histone deacetylase complex; transcription regulator complex
Molecular function (GO): transcription corepressor activity
Source: RefSeq, a predicted model, not a curated record
CUUGGAGCAUUCAGUAGAGUCCCGUGUACGCUGUUGUGUACAAGCUGCGUUAGCGCUUGGACUGCAGGGCUAAUUAAUCCCUUGAAUUGUUAAUAAAUAUAAUUAUUGAUUCGGGGGAAAUAGAGUGGGGUGGACGCGGGUGCGAUUGAGGGCUGAAUUUUCAGGGUUUUGGAAGAUGGUUUUGGCGGAGAGAAAUUCGGAGAAUGUUAGGAACGGGCGGAGAUCGAGGGGCCCCAGCCCCAAUGGGCAAACCGAGUCCUCGAGCGAGGAGGAUGGAGUUCCAGCGGAAAAAAUUCGGGUGGGCAGGGACUAUCAAGUCAUCGUGCCUGAGUUCAUCCCAGUCAGUGAACGACGCUUGGAUAAAUGCCCGGACCGAGCCCUUCUAGUGUGGUCACCCACCACUGAUAUUCCAGACCAAAAAUUGGAUGAGUACAUCAUCCUCGCUAAAGAGAAAUACGGAUACAAUGGGGAACAAGCACUGGGUAUGCUGUUCUGGCACAAGCACAAUUUGGAGAGAGCAGUCCUCGAUUUAUCAAAUUUCACCCCAUUCCCUGAUGAGUGGACGGUGGAGGACAAGGUUCUCUUCGAGCAGGCAUUCCAGUUCCAUGGGAAGAGUUUUCAUCGCAUAAGACAAAUGCUCCCAGACAAAUCCAUCGCAAGCCUAGUUAAGUACUACUACAGUUGGAAGAAAACGCGAACCAGAACGUCCCUGAUGGACAGACAGGCGCGUAAACUGACGAGUGGAGGAAAAGAGGGUGAGAAUGGCAGUGAAAAUGGAAGCGAACUUGGCUCCAACACCGACAGUGAAUCCGAGGAAAAAAAAUGGACGAUCCACCGCGGAAUACGACGUGGAAAAAACCAAGCUGUACCAGGGAACCAAGGUGCCGACGGCAAGGCGACCUCCGACUCGGAAAACAUCCCCCAGGUUCAGGGGUCAUGUAGCAACUGCGGCGUUGCUUGUCAUAGUGUUCGUGCAACGCCCAAGGGACACGCGUGUCAUAGCUGCUAUCUUCACUGGAGGCGAACGGGUGUCGCGAGGCCCCUGAGUUCCAUGCCGGGUCGUUCUAACAAAAGAAAACCGCCGCGUGGACUGGUAGUUAAUCACGACGAUCUUGCUGUUCUCGCUGGUCAGCCCAACCAGGCUAACAACAGCCUUCAAGCUAUCGACACUGAAAUUGUUAGCCUCAAACGACAAAUUCAAUCGAACAAGCAGCAAGUGAGUGUGCUGAAACGAAAAACAGCGGAUGGAAUCGAUGACUUGCGCCCACCUGAGGUCUCCAGUCGCAUCAACGCCCGCUGGACAAACGAUGAGCUACUUCUGGCCGUUCAGGGGGUGCGAAAAUACGGAAAGGAUUUCUCAGCAAUAGCCGAUGUCAUCGGAACCAAAACCGAAGCCCAUUUGCGCUCGUUCUUCGUUAAUUAUCGACGGAGAUACAAUCUUGAUGCUGUUCUCAAAGAAUACGAGGCUGAGAAUGGACCUAUUCUCAUUGACGAUGAAAAAGAGGAGAAGAUGGACGUCGAUCAGCCGACGAGUAACGAGACCACCGACAGCUCAAAAAGCAAGACUUCCGUGAGUGUCAGUCAAACGGUGAAAUAACAUAACGUAGCGUGAGUAUCGCGUUCACAAAAUUAAUUUAACUAAUUGAAGGCAAUUUCUUUUUUUUUUCAUCGAUGAAAGAUUAAUAUGUACAGUCACAAUUACAUGUGAAUUAAUUGAGAAAAUACGGAAAAUGUGAAUGACCUGUUUUCUCACAUACUUCAUGGAGAUUAUUCGAGAGAGCAUUCUGAAAUACAGACACACGAUUCAUAAUGUUUCUUCUUCUUUCACCAUAACUCAACUAUUUUUAAUGUUGUAAACCUGCAGAUUAAAUAUUUGAAAAAUGAAGAUUGAGGACACGUUUUUUAUGUCAGUUUCGUUGGCAAUGUGACACAAUUGUUUGUUGAAUCUACGCACUCUAAAUUUACAUGUUCAGAAAUUUUAUUCGAAGAAGAAUAUUAUUAUCCAAAUGAAAAUCGAAAAAUUUUAUUCGACAAAGAAUAUUAUUAUCCAAAUUAAAAUCGUGAUGACGAUAGUAAUCUUAUCCUUUUUCUGGCAAUUCCGCCGGAAAAAUCACGUUUGAAAAAAUAAAAAAAAAACGUCUAUUUUUCUAUUUUUUCCCCAAACUAUUUUCAAUGUUGUAAAUCAGAUUAAAGAUUCGGAAAAUGAAGAUUGAAGACACGUUUUUUUACGUCAAUUUCGUUGGCAAUGUGACACAAUCGUCUGUUGUAUCCACACACUCUAAAUUUACAUGUUUAGAAAAAUUUGAUUCGAAGAAGUUAUUCGAAGAAAUGGUUAUGCACAUAAAAAUCGUGAUGACGAUGAUCAUCUCGCCCUUUCCCUGACAAUCUCUGUGGAAAAAUCACAUUCGAAAAAAUCACUUUUGAAAAAAAUUAGUAGAAAAAUCUAACAAUUUCUCCUCGAAAUUUUCUUGAAUUUCUGUUGAAACUAUAACAAUUCCUGGGGAUAACCUUUCCAUCUUUUCUUAUUUUCUUAAACAAAUUGAAAUACAGUCGGAAAAGAUUCUGCCCAAGAAAUUAAAAUGUAAUGACUCUUCUAGAAAAAAUCUCACGAAAAAACAAUACUGGAAAGUUACAUAAUCUUCGAUAGAAUUUCAAGAGAACUUGAAUAACAUUUAAAAAAAACAGACGUAGAUUUUUCUAUCAUUUUUCUUCAUGCGUGAUACUCGUAUUUCCACAGCGGUGGAAUAGGCCUCUGAGACACAGAUUUUCCCAAAAUUUUCUUAGACGAAGAAUAAAUAUUCUUCUUACACAAAUGAAAAUCGUGAUGACGAUGAUCAUCUCGCCCUUCUAAAAUCACGUUUGAAAAAAUUUACCAGAAAAAUCCAACACUUUCUCUUCGAAAUUCUCUUGAAUUUCUGUUGAAACAAUAAAUAUUCUUGGGGAUGAAUUUUCCAUUUUUUUUUAUUUUCUUAAACAAAUUGAAAUACAGCGGGAAAAAUUUAUGCCCGAGAAAUAAAAAUCUAUUGACUCUUUUCUAUGAAAAAAUCUCAUCAAAAAACGACGCUGUAAAGUUCCAUAAUUUUCAAUAGAAUUUCAAGAAAACUUAAAUAAAAUAAAAACAACAAAUGUCGAUUUUUCUAUUAUUUUUUUUCAUACGUGAUACUCGUAUUUCCACAGCAGUGGAAUAUAGUCCUCCGACCCACAUAUUUUCCCAUGUGGGAAGAUGAUAUUCAGUCAUACAUGAAGAUAUUGAUAAGAAUAUAAAGUACAUCUGAAUGAAUCAAUUGAAACGGUGUUUGUACAUACGAAUAUAUAUUUGUAUCGGCAAAAAUUUUGUGAUUGUCCUGCACUAUUCGUUGGUACAUUGAAUUGAGUAUUCCUUCAUCAUUGAAAAAGUACCAGAAUAAGAAAAAUCCCUUCUGAAUAGCAAUAUUCAGAUUUUUAACGGUGAAAAACUAGUUUUAUUUGCUUCAGCUGCGUAUUUCGUUUUUAUUAUUUAUUCUCUAGCGAAUAAUUAUCGAAAGAUUCACUCAUCAAAAUCCAAUUAACGAUGAUAAUUUUAAUUAUUCUACGAGCCUUCCAUGAAUCAUUGAGAGAAAAUACCCCUAUUCUAUGCAUUCGGUUUCCCCAGAGAAGCGUAAAAAUUAUAAAAUGAAAUUAAUUAUUAAAGCUAGGAUAAACGGUAGGAUAUUGUGUGCUGAAUAUCUGAGUAGCUUAACUAUGUCCCAAUAACUGAGUUGUUUGAAUAUUAAAAAGUUAAUUGUAAAUAUCUGAAGCACUAUUGUAUAUUACGAUGAGUUACACAACAAGAGAUUAAAUCGUUGGGGAUGUGGGCGCACAUUACCAUCGAUUUUCCAAGUAUUCGGAGAGUACUUUCAACACUGCUUGCGUUGUGAGAAAAAUUGGUUUGCAUUUCACACAUUUUCGUAUUUUUGUUCAUGCUAUGCAUUCACGUCGCCAACAUUUCUCACGAUACUUGCAAGAAAAAAAUAAUUAUGCCAUUGGUCAACGACUAUGGUGCAUUUGACUUACGAUCGAGUGUAGGAAAUUUUAGAAUUAAGAGUGAUAAAUUAUAUUAGUUACUAAGAAUUCCUCAUUUAUCGUAAUUAACGGUUUAGAUUAAGAUAGGUAUGUUAUCUAGAUAAAUUCUAGGUGAAUAAAAAAAUAUAUAUUAAAA